Messenger RNA from Colletotrichum scovillei, 2408 nucleotides. Its product is annotated as snf5/smarcb1/ini1. The record is from RefSeq and is a predicted model, not a curated record. Bases 284 to 2026 code for a protein of 580 amino acids. NCBI's taxonomy places the organism in Eukaryota, Fungi, Ascomycota, Sordariomycetes, Glomerellales, Glomerellaceae. Gene Ontology annotation, molecular function: transcription coregulator activity. The transcript is spliced from 2 exons. Gene Ontology annotation, cellular component: nuclear chromosome; nucleus; RSC-type complex. Gene Ontology annotation, biological process: regulation of transcription by RNA polymerase II; chromatin remodeling.
UCCACAUCUCACAAUCGGUGCAGCGCUCCCCUUCCAGCCUCAACACCACGGAUACUUCCAUCAGCGCGCAACGAGACAUCCGGUGAUACAGCUCCACACGCACUCAACGUCAGUCGCCAGAGUUAUACGAAACGCCAAUUCGUGUUUGCGCGUGCUAAACGAUUGCCCCGAUCCGCGCAGUCUCGUCUCGCCUCUCUCCCUCGAAGUGUCCCCGGUCACUUCUCCGCCGCCCAUCGUCUUGCGACAACCUGCCAUGACCCAUUGGGUCUCAUAGUCUCCCACCAUGGACGCCCGACCGAAGCCACAGGCGUUCCUGUCUACCUAUGCGCCUCGAAUCCGCGCCUACAACAACUCUCUCCUGACCCCGAACGUUGCCAGCGCUCCGACCACGACCAACUCCCGGGUAACAAAGCGUGGCACAACCAUCAUCAACUACGCGGAAGACGGCUACGAUGAAAUUGACGAUGACGAGGACAGCGGCCGCCGUCGUCCUACCGGCCUACGCAGCCUGAGAAGACAGGACGAUUCGGCAAUCAGCCAGGAUCUGCUAGAUAAGGCUGGAAAGGACACGGACGAGCCCGUCGAAGUACAGGGCAUUUGGAGAGAUUGGUUCGGCAAGGGACGUCAGGUGCGGAAUGACCAGCAGAACUCGGCGCAAGCAGACCUGCCGUUGACCUUGAUCCCCAUCCGAAUCGAGCUCGAUAUUCCGUCCUUCUUGCCCCAGGUCGCCUUUCCUUCGGCGCCUCACACCGUCGACACAUCACUCCCGCAAUACCGAGCACAAGAAAUGACGCCGCCCUACCGGCUUCGCGAUACCUUCCUGUGGAACCUACACGAGACGGUCAUCACGACUGAACAAUUUGCGCAAACAUACGUCCAAGACCUCGACUUGCCGAACCGUCACAACCUGAUGCUCGAUAUUGCCAGGCAGAUUCGGACCCAGCUUGAGGAAUAUGCCGGCGUUGCCCUGCAUCCCUUGUUUCACGCGCAGUCACAGAACUCUGGAACCAACGACGCGACCAAGCCGAACUCGAUGAUUAACCAAGACGAAACGCCCACUCCCGCCGCGGUAAUCAGCCGCUCCGACACUCCCAUGCUGAACGGUGGCAUUGGAACGCCAUCCCGAGGCAAGGACGCGACGUCAGCACCAGACGUCACAGCCCACGCAAGCCCUAUGCCUAUUGAUUCGGACGAGUAUGACCACGACGACGCCUACCGAUGUAUUGUAACUCUCAACAUCAACCUCCAGUCAGCAUUGUACACCGACAAGUUUGAGUGGUCUCUGCUGCACCCCCCGGGUAUGCCGGAGGCCUUUGCCAGCCAAACAUGCCAAGACCUUGGAUUGACGGGCGAGUGGGUUCCUGCCGUCACACACUCCAUAUACGAAGCAGUGUUGCGCCUGAAGAAAGAGGCCUGUGAAGCGGGUGGAUUGGUGAUGGGCUGGAACGGAGUCCGCGAGUUCCCCAACGAUGCCACGGCUGGAGCUGACGCCGGAUGGCGCUACGAUCCGGAGAAUUUGGCCGAUCCCUGGGAGCCCAAGGUCGAGAUCCUCAGCAAGGAAGAGAUGGAGAAGCGAGAAGGCGACAGAGAGCGGCAAAUUCGCAGACUCCGCCGCGAGACUGCUCGCUUCAGCUCAACUACUGGCUUGGUGGGCGGCGUGCCAUUCUCUGGAUUUGGCAACGUGGUGGAAGCUCCGGAAGAAGAACGUAUGGGCAGAGGCGAGCGGUCCAAGAAGAAGCGUCGCUUCCGCAGUCUGAGCCCGAUAGGCCGAUCUGGAACCCCUGGCGGACGCGGAACGCCAGACGUGGGAUCCGGAUAUGGUGCAGGCAGCGGCUUGACUGACACGGAGCGCUUAUCUUGGAGAUGCUGGCACUGCUGUCUCUGGGGCUCAAGUGUGUGGGCGGUGAGACCUGGACCUGCAGGACCACGGUCACUAUGCCAAAACUGUGGAUUGCUGUACGAGCGGGAUGGCAAGCUGCCCCGCCAAACGAAGAACAUGCAUUUGACGGUCAUCCGAACGGCAUGAGAGAACAAGAUGGAGCUUCUCGCUUGUCAUUUCGUGAGCGACGACGUCGGUACCAUUUUGCAAACAGGACGAAACCGAGGGGAAGAGAGAAUGAGACAUGAUCCGGUGUGAAGGACGCAUCGGAUGAUCCAGGAGGAGAACUGUGCGCUGUGGACCAGUUCUUUGUGUACAUGAUGCGCAGGCGGCGGUUCUGGCAGGCAGGCGUUUUACUGGGGAUAAUCUGGCCCUGGCCUACUGGGCCGGGCAGUCAAAGGAGUCCGGCUGCGAGCAGGGUUGUGCGAUAUUCCACUUGUUUUCGGGCUAAUUACGGUCGAGGUGUCCCUUUGUCGUAGGGGGAAGUAUUGUAGACUAUGUGUAGAGAUUCAAUAUACACACAGACAAG